Onychomys torridus (southern grasshopper mouse) is the source of this 5242-nucleotide messenger RNA. It is a transcript of the gene Glra1, whose product is annotated as glycine receptor alpha 1. The transcript is spliced from 9 exons. Gene Ontology annotation, biological process: chloride transmembrane transport; chemical synaptic transmission; nervous system process. The coding region runs from base 518 to 1891 and encodes 457 amino acids. Gene Ontology annotation, cellular component: plasma membrane; postsynaptic membrane; synapse. The record is from RefSeq and is a predicted model, not a curated record. Lineage: Eukaryota; Metazoa; Chordata; Mammalia; Rodentia; Cricetidae. Gene Ontology annotation, molecular function: glycine binding; transmembrane signaling receptor activity; extracellularly glycine-gated chloride channel activity.
CACACACGCACACACGCGCACACGCGCACACACACACAAAACCCCUAAAACCCCUCGGGCCAGCCCAGGGCCAGAAAGAAGAGGCCAGCCUGGGUCUAAAGGUCCGAGGCCAGGGCUCUGAUCCCCACGGAUUUCUUGAUUGCAUGAAGAGCUGACCAUCUCGACAUAAAAAUAAGGGUUGAAAAGAGAAAAAUAAAGAAAGAAAAGAAAGGAAGAAAAUAUACCCACCCCCAAGAGUGCCUCCCAGCGCCGCAGGGAGCCUCUAGCGAGUUGAGCCUCAGCAGCGCUCUUCCCGCCCGCAGCCGGGCUGGACGCUCUCCGUGGUGCUGAACCUGCACGGCCGCCUGCGCCUGGCUGCAAUUCUCCCCGGCUCUGCCACCUCCUCCCUCUACUCCCCAGCUCCCUUGAACAUCUGGAUUAUUUUUUCCCCAUUGGCGCUCUCUGGUUUCGUAGGUGCCCAUCGGAAACAUUUUGCACCCCCACAACUCGUGGACUUUACAGCACAAGAAUCUGGAAAAUGUACAGCUUCAACACUCUGCGAUUCUACCUUUGGGAGACCAUUGUAUUCUUCAGCCUUGCUGCUUCCAAGGAGGCUGAUGCUGCCCGCUCUGCACCCAAGCCUAUGUCGCCCUCGGACUUCCUGGAUAAGCUAAUGGGGAGGACUUCUGGGUAUGAUGCCAGGAUCAGGCCCAACUUUAAAGGUCCCCCUGUGAACGUGAGUUGCAACAUCUUCAUCAACAGCUUCGGCUCCAUUGCUGAGACAACCAUGGACUACAGGGUCAACAUCUUCCUGAGGCAGCAGUGGAAUGACCCCCGUCUGGCCUACAAUGAAUACCCUGACGACUCUCUGGACCUUGACCCGUCCAUGUUGGAUUCCAUCUGGAAGCCUGACUUGUUCUUUGCCAAUGAGAAGGGAGCCCACUUCCAUGAGAUUACCACUGACAACAAACUGCUGAGAAUCUCCAGAAAUGGCAAUGUCCUCUACAGCAUCAGGAUCACCCUGACGCUGGCCUGCCCAAUGGACCUGAAGAACUUCCCGAUGGAUGUACAGACAUGUAUCAUGCAACUGGAAAGCUUUGGAUACACCAUGAAUGACCUCAUCUUUGAGUGGCAGGAGCAGGGAGCUGUGCAGGUGGCAGAUGGACUGACCCUGCCUCAGUUUAUCCUGAAAGAGGAGAAGGACCUGAGAUACUGCACCAAGCAUUAUAACACAGGUAAAUUCACCUGCAUUGAGGCCCGAUUCCACCUGGAGCGGCAGAUGGGCUACUACCUGAUCCAGAUGUACAUCCCCAGUCUGCUCAUCGUCAUCCUGUCCUGGAUCUCCUUCUGGAUCAACAUGGAUGCUGCACCAGCUCGCGUGGGACUGGGCAUCACCACUGUGCUCACCAUGACCACACAGAGUUCUGGCUCCCGAGCCUCCCUACCCAAGGUGUCCUAUGUGAAAGCCAUUGACAUUUGGAUGGCUGUGUGCCUGCUCUUCGUGUUCUCGGCUCUACUGGAAUAUGCGGCCGUGAACUUCGUGUCUCGGCAACACAAGGAGCUGCUGCGAUUUAGGAGGAAGCGACGACAUCACAAGAGCCCCAUGCUGAAUCUGUUUCAGGAUGAUGAGGGUGGAGAAGGCCGCUUCAACUUCUCUGCCUAUGGGAUGGGCCCAGCCUGUCUGCAGGCCAAGGAUGGCAUCUCUGUCAAGGGCGCCAACAACAACAACACCACCAACCCCCCUCCUGCACCGUCCAAGUCCCCGGAGGAGAUGCGGAAACUCUUCAUCCAGAGAGCCAAGAAGAUUGACAAGAUCUCGCGCAUUGGGUUCCCCAUGGCCUUCCUAAUCUUUAACAUGUUCUACUGGAUCAUCUACAAGAUCGUCCGAAGGGAGGAUGUCCACAACAAGUGAAGGCUCUGGGGUGGGGUGGGGGGCUGGGAGAGGGUGGUGGGAGGAGCACCGAGGCUGGGAGCCAGGGGAGGAGGGAGAGAGGGAGAGCGCACACCCAUCUCCCUCCACCAAGUGCAAUAGAGACCACAGAGGUGGAUACUUCCAGGGUAUGGCAAUAUUCAUCUAGCCUCUGAGGGCAUGAGGUGGGGGAAGCCUUUUCAAAUACAGCAACUGAGGACCAUGGGGGGUAGGGUGGGGAUGAGGGAGGGGGAUUAGGGAAUCACAGCUUUCAAAAUUCAAGUCCAUUGGUUUGAUGGGGGGGGGGUCUCCUGUUUGGAGGUCAGUGCUGCCUGCCCCAGAGCAGGAAAGCAGUGUAAUAUAUGACAUAUAACCAUGCUUAACGUUAAUGCAAAACCCACAAGAACAAAAGAUGCGUCUCUUAAAUCAGCCUAGUAACUGCUUAAACUUUUAAAGUCCCCAAAGUGAUGGACAACUUUUCCCAGAGUAGAAAUGGUCACUAAUAAGCUUGCUGUGGUAUGUGCUCACAUCACACUCUUACAAUUGCCAUGUCUAUCUUCAAACUGACCCUCAUGGACACAUGCCAAAAAGCCAUUCCGCCUCUGCUUCAAGAGGGUCACAUGACAUAGGCAUGGGUCAUGGAGAUGGAUAAAGGUGGACCAACAGCGGGAAGUGACUGAGGAGAAGGACCAUUGCAGAAGCGUGGGGAUGGAGAAUUCAGGAACCCCUACAGGGCACCAAGCUUGCUCCUCUUGCUACUGCGCUUCAGUGCCAGCCCAGCUCAGUGCCAGCUCUAUGGCCGCCAUGGUCUUCUCGUUGUAUUACCAAUAUGCAAUCUUUUUUAUUGUUUAAAAAAAAGUAAUAAUCGCAAGAAACAAUAUGGGAAGAGACUGAGUGUAAACCCAUGAACUUUUUCCCAAAAGUCUAUUUUUUUGGAGAGUCUCUUUGGAACUGCAAGUAGGUGCAUUAUGGGAAAGGUGGGCCUGGCUGAAACAGGUCCCAAAUGCCAGGUGGGAAUCAAGUUUGAAGAUGUGAAAGGGAAGCCACUGAUGAUGAUGCUGCUGCUGCUGCCCAUUCUGUUUACAGGUGGCAAGAGACAAUGAUAUUUAGAAAGCCCACUCAUUAUAUUUUGACAUUUCAUAUAUCAUAACAUGGGAAGCUUGGGGGAAUGACCCCAUUAUAUUUUUAUAAGUCUUUUUUUUUUUUUAAGAUGCUUUGCACAGCUUUAACAUGUAGGAAAGUUAGACAAAUAUUUCUCUUUCCUUCUAACAAUGAAGUGCCAGAAGGGUCCCAGACUAGCCAGGGCACUCCAGGGAAAGCAACAGGGACUGAGCUGAACUGAGUUGGAAGAAGGAGCCCUGCUGACAGGGCUGGAUAUGCACAGAACCACCCUACCCAUGGCACAAAGCCUGUCCCAGGCCUGCGGGCCGGUGGCUAGGGCACAGGCGUGGCACUUCUGUCCUAGCACUUUACUGUCUUGGCCUUGGGUCAGAGUUAGAGGUAGGAUGGAGAUCGAUCGCUGACAAUCAGUUGGGAGCUUUGUAUCCUUCAAGCUAGGGAGCUCAGGGGCAGGAUGGAGAUGCGGAAUGAUGAGAUGAUGCCCCCCCCCCCCCCCCCCCCCCCGCCAUGCACUUUCCCUGGGGAGCUUUCCGCUCUUCCCUGUGGCAUUGAAGCUAAUGCCUAGAUGGAUCUAAAACAGAGGAAGCCAAGAAAAGACCAUGAGUUCUGAGUAAAGAUGCACUGUGCAGCCAGAGGGAUGAGACUGAACUGCUGGUCUCCCACCAGGUUCAAGGUCAACCAGCCCGUGCCUUCCCUCCUCUUGGACUGUUUGAUCCAAAAAGACAAUCUACACUUCGGCUCUGGGUGAGGGGGCACAGGACCUUUGUUUAUGGGAAAAUUUGAGCAGUGGGAGCCCUGAGAGUGGGUGACUCUCAUCUAAGGUUUGUCCUUUCCCACCAGAAAAAUGUUCAAGCGGGGGAAAAGUGAAGAUGGCUUUGAACAGGCAGAGUUCAGGAUGAAGACGCCAGUGUGUGGAGCUGUGAGCAUCUUCCUCUACACAAGAGGAGGAAUCUCGUCACUCCAGGGCUGUGCAUCUUAGUCCUUUCCAGUGGUACUUUAUCCCCUUUAUUUAGGUAACAGAUAUUUGUAAUAGGAAAUAACAAAUGGAGCCCUCUCCUUACUGUGCUCAGACCGACUCAAGACCAGGUCAACCGGGUGACCACAGGAGGCACCAGGACACAUCAGAAUCUGUGCUGAACACAGAACUACCCAGCACCUUCCAAAAUGGUCCCCAUGGGAAGCAUAUGAAAUCACCCUAAGACAGAGAAAUCAUUGAACCAUUUGCCCAGUCUCAACUGGGCUCCUAGGUCCCUGUGUCAUCAUUUUGGAAUGGUCCAUUGUGAGCUGUCUGGCCCAGGUGGCCAAUUCAGCAAGCAAUGGGCUCACAUCUUUGAGACAUACUGGGUAAUGUCACUGAAACCCUUCAGACUAUAAGCAAAGAGACAAUCUGAAUCAAGCCUGCGGUUAAUACAGAAUGCUCUUGAGUGAAUGUCCAAGCUUUGGUCUCUCUGAAUGCACUGUGGAGAAAAUGGGAUAGUAUCUGAACUCUCCCUGGUUCUACCUGCUAUGAAUCUGUGUUUACACUGAGGAUCUUUGCACAACUUAAAGCUUACCAUCAUUUUGGUUUCUCAGGGCUCCAUGCAAGCAUGUAGAUUUAUGCACAGUUGCACUGACCUACACAAUUCCUGUUGCUUCUCUUCUUCAGAAAAUUCCAAAUUUGCUUUUCCACUUGUACCACUUUUAAUCAAAACUCAAGGAAGGAAAGAAAGAAGGAAGGAAGGAAGGAAGGAAGGAAGGAAGGAAGGAAGAAAGGAAGGAAGGAAGGAAAUUUGAACUAGAUAACUUAGGCCCAAGCUUUCAGGUGACCCCAAUGAACAGGGGAAGGCUUUCCCAAUUUGCCCUUUAGGCUGAGCACAAAGGGCCCUAUGCCCUGGGAUUACAGGUAUAAAAUGGAUGUUUCAGUAUGUGGAAAUCUGAUGUCCGUGCAGAGAAUACCUUACCGGUUUUGAAGCUCUUCUUCAGUACAGACUGGUUUUCGUGCAUAGUGUGAAACUUGGAAAGGGGCAUGGAGGAGCAGAUGACUUCAAUUCACCUCCAAAGCUGCAGCUUAUCCUAGGAGCCAGGUGGGGACACCAACUGCUUCUUACCCUGUUAGCUCCAGGGAUCCUACAGGUUUCAGAAAUAAAUGACUCCACUCUGCCCUCUGCUGGAAUUUCCUAGCACCUGCAAGACCCUUCAUGGCAAAGGCUUCCCUAGAAAGUGUGUGUGUGUGUGUGUGUGUGUGUGUGUGUGUGU